Messenger RNA from Fusarium keratoplasticum, 735 nucleotides. RefSeq lists its product as uncharacterized. The record is from RefSeq and is a predicted model, not a curated record. The transcript has a single exon. NCBI's taxonomy places the organism in Eukaryota, Fungi, Ascomycota, Sordariomycetes, Hypocreales, Nectriaceae. Bases 1 to 735 code for a protein of 244 amino acids.
AUGCCUCCAAUUCCCAUCUACACCGCGAGCCCCAUCACGGCGGCCAAGCCAUCAGGAAUCACGCCGCAGACAGCGCACUCAGAAGACCCCGAAGCAUCAGCGGGAGCACCGAAUACCACCGACUCGCCUACUAGCACGUACCCAGCAGCCCAGCCCGGAGCUCGUCCGUCAAUGCCAGCACCGACUGGGGUACCUCACCACUCGGCAGAUGUCCAGCCAACUCCGACCCAGGCGGCCGUCGACGCGAGCCCUCCGGCCCCGCAGCCGGGAGCCGUACCGACACCUCCAAGUUACCUGCCGCCGCCGCCCAAGGCCGGCGAGACGAUGCACGGCGCCCAAGCGCAAGCUACAGAAGUGCCCAUGCCUCCCCAGAUGUCUUAUGCGCCUGUCGGUGGAUCGGAGUUCGCCGCGCAACGUUCUUCGACGACGACAGCGCCAGGUCCAUCCCCGAUGGUAGGUCUGGGAUCGACGUCCGGGCUGGGCGGACCUUCCGGGAGCGACUUCUCGCACCCACCAGGAUACCACCAGGAUGUGCACGCAUCCGAGUUCUCCAGUUCUCAGAGGGCAGCGCAUGAAGCCGCCGUGGCACAGGAUAACCGAAGGCCGUCACUGUCACUGAUGGGAGAUGAGGAUGGAGACGGGGUGUGGCAGGCGGCUAAGAAGUGGGCUUCAGCCGCUGGUGACAGUCUCGCGGCCGCCGAGCACGAAGUCUGGAAGAGGAUCAACAAGGAAUAG